Coniophora puteana RWD-64-598 SS2 is the source of this 771-nucleotide messenger RNA. RefSeq names its product DnaJ-domain-containing protein. Lineage: Eukaryota; Fungi; Basidiomycota; Agaricomycetes; Boletales; Coniophoraceae. The transcript has 7 exons. The coding region runs from base 97 to 771 and encodes 224 amino acids. The record is from RefSeq and is a predicted model, not a curated record. Gene Ontology annotation, biological process: protein import into peroxisome matrix. Gene Ontology annotation, cellular component: cytosol.
UUUCCAUCUUCCACCUUAUAAACUACUUUUUGCAUAGAUCCAUCCUUACACCGUUCUUACGCACUAAUCCACCCCUGUGGCUACCCCUAUACCAUCAUGGCUCCCGUCGAAACUGAAUACUAUGACUUGCUCGGCGUGGCUGUUGACGUCAAUGAUAUUGACCUGAAGAAGGCAUAUCGCAAAGCUGCGAUCAAGUAUCACCCAGACAAGAAUCCCUCUCCGGAUGCUGAAGAGAAGUUCAAGGAUAUAAGCAAAGCGUACCAAGUCCUAUCCGAUUCUAAUCUGCGCGCUGUCUAUGAUAAGAAUGGAAAGAACAUGGUGGAUAAAGAGAACCCCGACCUCGAGGAUGCUGCUGGGUUCUUCGCGAAUGUGUUUGGUGGAGAGCGGUUCCGGGAGUGGAUAGGCGAGAUCUCCCUCAUGAAAGAGAUGACCAGCGCCGCCACGGCUGCGAUGUCCGAAGAAGAGAAAGCUGAGCUCGAGAAACAAGGUGUGAAGGUGCCUGACUCGCCCAAGCCCGAGACGCCAAAUCCCGCUGUGGGUACGAACGGAGAUACGCCAGUAGCACCUCAACCAAUACACGCUUCCGAGCAGCCCGCCACAUCGCCCGCCGUCCCCGAGCUCCACCUCCCCGAACAAGGUGUCGAAUCCAACGAUCAUCACAGGGCGAAAGCUAUCACAGCCACACCUCAAAUGGCAAACUUCUGGCACAGUUCACGCAUGAUACUGACAAAACCAUCCAGAGGAAACAAUAGGGCGGAAGCAUGCGGUUGA